This is a messenger RNA of Trichophyton rubrum CBS 118892, 924 nucleotides long. RefSeq lists its product as uncharacterized. The transcript is spliced from 3 exons. Gene Ontology annotation, cellular component: phagophore assembly site membrane; cytoplasm; Atg12-Atg5-Atg16 complex. Gene Ontology annotation, biological process: C-terminal protein lipidation; autophagy of mitochondrion; nucleophagy. NCBI's taxonomy places the organism in Eukaryota, Fungi, Ascomycota, Eurotiomycetes, Onygenales, Arthrodermataceae. The record is from RefSeq and is a predicted model, not a curated record. The coding region runs from base 1 to 924 and encodes 307 amino acids.
AUGGCUGCGGCCUCACAAACUAUCAGGCAACAGAUCUGGGAAGGCUGCCUGCCACUACAGAUAAAUCUGUCAAAGUCGGAAUGCAGAGUAUUUGACGAGGCGGAUCCUUAUAUUAUAUCAUUCCCUCGUCUUUCAUACCUACCCUUUCUAUUACCUAGGCUACUCGACUUCUUCAAACCUUACCUUAUUGGCUCUGAUCCUGUAUACCCAUAUCAAGGCUGGUUCUCAUUUGAAGGGAUUCCGCUGAAAUGGCAUUACCCCGUUGGUUUGCUAUACGAUCUAUACGCCAGCACAGAGCCAGCACUAGAGCAAAGUGAUGAUAAGGAUACAAGGUAUCCAUGUCGGAAAACCCUUCCUUGGAAACUAACGUUACACUUUCAAGACUGGCCUGAUCAGGAACUUGUUGGCCUUGAUGAGCAGGGGAGGGUGAUGCAUGACUUCUUUAUGAAUAGUGUCAAGGAGGCGGAUUUUGUUCGCAACGGUACAGGGAAGAGCAUUAUGACACUUUCAAAAGAAGACUCAAAUAAACUUUGGACGUCCAUACAAGAACACUCCUUUCAAACCUUUCACCGAGUUAAUAAUACACUCUUACCAAACAUAUCAACUCCAUUCCGCAACAUACCGCUGCGAAUAUAUCUGCCCGUUGCACCAGGGUCUGAGAAGCCAUCUAUUAAGGUCGUUCAAUCCCAAUUUCCACCAAAAAUCUCUACAGUGUCGGUGGGAACUGAGAAGCAAAUUCAAACUAUUGGAACCGCUCUUCAUUCUGUAGCUCCUAGCUUGUUCCCAGACGAUAAGGAUACAAAUAUGGCUACACCGAUAUUACAUGGAGCCGCAGUACCAAUGAGUGCACCCCUGGAAGAAAUGGCACGGUGUGCAGCAUAUGCUGAUGGAUGGCUAAAUAUUGUAGUCUGGAUGCAUGGAUGA